GAAGUCGUCAGUGGGGCCAUUAAACGCGUUAUAUGUGUAUUGCAAUUUGAUCCCGUAGUGCUUGAUCGGAGAGUAAUUUACGCGAAUUCCUGGGCAUCCGGGUCUCUGCAGGUGGGCCAUCAGGGUUUCUUUUCACGUCUGAUGUGUUCAGUGUCGCAGCAAUUGCUUCACUGUUUCUUUGCUCGUGUAACAUUUAAGACUUGUCAUAUUUACUAAUAUUAUUUCGUUGACUUUAGCUACGACGUAAAUGUACGUGAAUUUUUGAAAGGUGAUGCAGGGCAUAAUGCCAGUUAAAACAAAAUCUCGUGUUUCUGAAAAUAUGGGUAUCACAGGUGGAUUGGUAGAUGCCAGAGACAAACAAGUAUUAAAGGAAGCAGUGGAAGCAGUUGUUAACAGCUUUGCUAAACAUACUCAAGGCUAUGGAAGAGUAAAUGUAGUUGAAGCUUUGCAAGAAUUUUGGCAAAUGAAACAAAGCAGAGGAACAGAGUUAAGAAAUGGAGCAUUAGUUAUUUAUGAAUCUGUGCCUGGUACUAGUCCACCUUAUGUAUGUUAUGUAACUCUUCCUGGAGGUUCUUGUUUUGGUAGUUUUCAAAAUUGCCCAACUAAAGCAGAGGCUCGUAGAUCAGCAGCAAAAAUUGCUUUAAUGAAUUCUGUUUUCAAUGAACAUCCAGCUCGUAAAAUAACUGAUGAUUUCAUAGAAAAAGCUGUUGCAGAAGCAAGAGCUAGCUUUGCUAAACCUUCUGCAACUUCUAAUGGUGUUGGUAAUCAAGCACAGGGAAAUGGAGAUGAAAAAGAAGAUCCAAAUACAGGUAUAGGUGCAUUUCGUUUUAUGUUGGAAUGUAAUCGUGGAAGAACGAUGCUAGAAUUUCAAGAAUUAAUGACAGUCUUUCAAUUACUUCAUUGGAAUGGAUCUUUGAAAGCAAUGAGAGAAAGGCAAUGUAGCAGACAAGAAGUAGUUGCUCAUUAUAGCCAUCGGGCUUUAGAUGAUGAUAUGCGUAGCCAAAUGGCAUUAGAUUGGGUAGCAAGAGAACAUGAAAGCGGUGGCGGAGUUGUUGCUAUGGAAUUGGCAUUAGCUGAAAGAGAACUUGAAGCAGCACGUUUAGCUGGAAGAGAACUUAGAUUUCCUAAAGAAAAAAAAGAUAUAUUAAUGCUUGCACAUGCUCAAGUAUGUCCUCAGUGAUUUUCAAUACAAUUGUGCAAUUAAUACAUAAAAAGAACCAGUUUUAUAAAAACUGGUAUUAGGGGAAUGUGUUUUUUAAUGACAUAUAAUGUCACUAUAUUGUGAAAUAUUUUAUUGUUGUUUAACAGUAAGAUACGUAAUUAAUUCCGUCCUUUUUAUGAAGUAUUUUUGGUGAUAAUAGAAUAAUAAUAAAAUUAUAAACUUAAUUUUUAAGAAUGCUUUAAGCGCGUGACUGCCAUUAUAAACUGCGAUAUAUACAGGAUAGAUCAUUUGAGUCAAAAUUAAUUAUUAAUUGUAUAUUAUAUAAGUAUAUUUUGGUACAAAAUCUUGUCUUCCAUGAUUUCAUGUAGUUUUUCCUAUAAUUAUAGCAUUAUUUUUAGCAUAUUGCGAGAAUGCUUGGUGAUAUAUUGCUUGCCUGAUGAAUAAUAUAUAAGUGAUAUGAUUGAUUUUUCAUCAAUACAUUUAUGUUCAUCAUUUAUAUGAAAUCAUUAUUCUAUGUUAUAUAUUUACAUAAUAUUUACAAAACAUGGACACAUUUGCUGUACUUAAAGUUAUAUACAUGAUAUAAAUUGUUUUAAAAAUA
Molecule: messenger RNA, 1763 nt
Organism: Apis florea (little honeybee)
Lineage: Eukaryota; Metazoa; Arthropoda; Insecta; Hymenoptera; Apidae
Gene: lft
Product: Limb expression 1 family member lowfat
Biological process (GO): autophagosome maturation
Cellular component (GO): cytoplasm
Source: RefSeq, a predicted model, not a curated record